This is a messenger RNA of Pseudogymnoascus verrucosus, 1114 nucleotides long. RefSeq lists its product as uncharacterized. Gene Ontology annotation, biological process: regulation of transcription by RNA polymerase II. Gene Ontology annotation, molecular function: transcription coregulator activity. The record is from RefSeq and is a predicted model, not a curated record. The transcript has 2 exons. Gene Ontology annotation, cellular component: mediator complex. Bases 180 to 722 code for a protein of 180 amino acids. NCBI's taxonomy places the organism in Eukaryota, Fungi, Ascomycota, Leotiomycetes, Thelebolales, Thelebolaceae.
UUCGCCUUGAAAACAUGGCGCUACUGCAGCUAUCCGCCGAGCCUCAUUUCUUAAACGUGGAGAAGCUACAACCCAACCCGCAAUAAACAGCCAGCUCAAAGACCUCCCAGUUUCCUCAAAUUCAACCUUUACAAUAAUCGCAAGUCAUUGGAUUUAUUAAUCAAUAAUUCAAAUUCACAAUGUCCUCCGAGCUUGACAAACAGCCAAUCUCUUCCAAACACCUCACGAAGGCAGAGCGCAUCAAACAACUCAAUGAAAUUGACCAGAGCAUUACAAAACUUCUUGAAUCUGCCGGCCUGGCAGUCAAGACUCUAACGUCCAUCAAUUCACCGUCCGAAACAACCUCUGCCAGUCGCCGAGAAGCAUUUACGGCCGCAACAGACACAUAUCUCAAAGACCUACAUUCUGUCGACGUUCGCCUUAAGCGCCAAAUCAAGGGGCUCGAUGAUGCGGGUGUAAUAAAAGCAGAACCGGAGACUGAAGAGGAGGGCGAUAAGGGAAAGCAAGCACCGGAAACCAAGAAUGGCGCGGUAGAUGUUGGAUGGCUCAACACUCGAAGCAACAAGGUUGGGAGGGACAUGGAGGCAGAGCUUUGGGAGAAGGCACGGAUUUUUUUGGACGGUUUAGAAGCCAAAAAGUCCGGUGGUUCUCUGCCUGGUCAGAACGGAGGGGGAACGGAAGGCCGUGGGGAAUCCAACGGCGAUGCUAUGGACACUUCAUGAUCACGGAAAGAAUGCCAUAUAAUUGGUUGUCUGAAUACAAAUAUGGUCUUUUAUACCCACGAAAAUCGGUCUCGUGCAAGCAUAUACCUUGGCAUUCGAGGUUUAAUUGCUGCUCCCAUCAUGCUGGCAAACUCACAGGAAGGCGACGAUAAGCAAGGGGCUGAUAUGUAUUAUUGCAUGGCAUCGAGAGAAUAUAAGGAGCAUAAACAAGAGCAGCUCGGUUUAUGAGGUAGCUUGAUUUAUAGUGCAAUUGCUCAAAUAUCUUGAGUGGUAAUAAUAUUCACAGGUGAAUAUUAAAGAAAUACAUCGUCAUUAUAUUGAGAGUUACUUGAUAAUGUAAAAUUAUGCAAACAAGGGCUCUAUAAUUCUAAAUAUAAAUGAAUGAAAAUACC